CCAGGGUAGUUUAGUUGGCACUUGUUGGCAAUUAACUUCAUUUCACUUUGUCUUUUUGAUGGAACUUCCUAGGCACACAAACACUUUCUCUCUCUUUCUCUUUGUUCUCUCUAGCUAGCGUCACGGAAUACCAAAAAUUAGUUAUCAAAGUUUUGUUUAGUUUAGUUUGGUUUCAUCUGAUUCUUCCUUCCAUAUUCCAUAUGCAUUGACAAAACUAAUACCUUUUUCUUUUUUCUGCUUUUUUAAAUCUUUUUCUGUUGUUCUUUAUCUUUGUGCUCACAUAAAAGCAAAUAAAAGGCUUUGUGGAGUGCAAAUCAAUAAAAAACAAAAGAAAAUAGCAUAUAGAUAUUAAGAAGCAAAGCAUGAAUGGUGGUGCAAGUGCAGAGGCAGAGGCAGAGUACUCUGAAUUUGUGGAAGUUGAUCCUAGUGGAAGAUAUGGAAGAUAUAAUGAAAUUCUUGGUAAAGGAGCUUCCAAGACAGUUUAUAGAGCAUUUGAUGAGUAUGAAGGGAUAGAAGUUGCAUGGAACCAAGUGAAGCUUUACGAUUUUCUGCAGAAUCCAGAAGACCUUGAGAGAUUAUACUGUGAAAUUCAUCUUCUCAAGACAUUGAAACACAAGAACAUCAUGAAGUUCUACACUUCCUGGGUUGAUACUACCAACAGACACAUAAAUUUUGUCACUGAGAUGUUCACUUCUGGGACUCUAAGACAGUACAGGCUUAAACACAGAAGGGUUAACAUCAGAGCUGUUAAGCAUUGGUGCAGGCAGGUUUUGGAAGGGCUUCUCUAUCUACACAGCCAUGACCCUCCUGUGAUCCAUAGAGAUCUCAAGUGUGAUAACAUUUUCAUCAAUGGCAACCAAGGAGAAGUUAAAAUUGGGGAUCUUGGCCUUGCUGCAAUUCUUCGCAAAUCUAAUGCCGCUCGCUGUGUUGGCACACCUGAGUUUAUGGCCCCUGAAGUAUAUGAAGAGGAUUACAAUGAAUUGGUUGACAUAUACUCUUUUGGAAUGUGCAUAUUGGAGAUGGUCACCUUUGAAUAUCCUUAUAGUGAAUGCAACCAUCCUGCUCAAAUUUACAAGAAAGUUUCCUCUGGGAAAAUGCCAGAGGCUCUUUACAAAGUAAAUGAUCCCGAGGUUCGGCAAUUUGUAGAGAAAUGCUUAGCAACUGUGUCCCUCAGACUUUCAGCAAAGGAACUAUUGGAGGACCCUUUUCUCCAACUUGAUGAUUAUGGAUAUGACUUGAAACCAUUCCAAUAUCAAAGAGACUGCUUUGAAGUAACCCCAAUAAUUAGACAAUCUCUUAAUGGAAUUCAUAGCAGCAACACCACCUUAAUGAGUGGCUCCACCGAUAAUCCUAGUGGUUAUGGACCUGUAUCUGAACUGGAUUAUCACCAAGAUGAUUUUGAAACAAGUGAAAUAGAUCUCUUUGAUUGUGAGGAGGACGAAAAAUUAGCUGAAUUUGACGCCUCAAUUAAAGGUAGGAGAAGAGAAGAUGAUGGCAUCUUUCUGAGAAUCAGAAUAGCAGAUAAGGAAGGUCGAGUUCGAAACAUCUAUUUCCCGUUUGACACCGAGACUGAUACUGCAUUGAGCGUUGCUUCUGAAAUGAUAGCUGAACUUGACAUAACUGACCAAGAUGUAACAAAGUUAGCAGAUAUGAUAGAUAAUGAAAUUGCAAACUUGGUCCCUGAGUGGAAAAGGGGACCCAGAAUAGAGGAAAGUUUACAAUGUGAAAGUGAACAUUUCUGCCACAAUUGUGCUAGAAACAGUUCUUUAUUUGAUUAUGCAUCAUCAGAUAAUCCAUGUGCCAAGAAUCUGCAAUUUUUCCAUUGUUCUAAGAACGGAUGCGCAGCAGUUCAUGGCAGAUUCGAGGAGAUUACUUAUCAAGUUGAAGGGUCUGAAAACUGUGCUACAGAAGGUGCACAAGAUCCAUCAUACCAACCCAAAGGCAUUAGUUGUACUGAUAUCUGGGCGCAGCGCGAUGAACCAGACUUGUGUUCUGAAGAGUUAAAAGACAUACAAUGUGACGACAAGUCUAAUGAGACAUCAAAUCAAUCAACCAUCAAGGAUGGUGGAAGAACUAUUGAUGUGGAUGACCAAAGUGAUCUCAAUGCUAGAAAGCUACCUUCUAUUCCUUCAUCGGAUUGUGUUCUUCUGGACUAUGAGAAUGAAAUUAGACAAGAACUGAGAUGGCUAAAAGCAAAGUACCAGAUGCAGUUAAGAGAGCUUAGAGACCAGCAACUAGGGAGUAAACCAAAAUUUGCUAGCACAUCCCCUGACACCGAAAAAUUAGAGCUAUCAGCUACAUCCCACUCGAAGUUACAGGACAAGAAAUCAUUGCUGAGGCCUAUGGUUUGUGGUAACAAUUUUCUUGUUGAUGCUGAGAAGUGCACAAGUUUGGCUGAUCAAAUGGUUCAAAAUGGUGAUGAGACAAGUGAGGCUAACAGUCCAGAACAAAUGAUCACAGCCAAGGAUUUCUUUGCAGGAGCUUUGCUUCCACAGUCCCUUUACAGGGCCACUUCUCUUCCUGUUGAUGCAGUAGAUGUCUAGAAUCUCCAAACCACUCAAGUUUCCAAAAUUUUCUCAUCAUUAAAUGGGACACCAUUGUAAGUAAAAUUAAAGAAAACCCAGAUGUAACUUAGUGUACGUAGUUCUAGGCACCCUUUUCUCUAUGAAAAUCACUUCGAACUUGACAUGUUAUGAAAGAGUCAGAUGUAAAUCAUACACAGAUUAACACAAUCACAUUAAUGUAAGCAAAAUCUUCUCCUUGUGUUGCAACUCCAUCUCCUAGUUAGAGGUACCUACUUAUGAGAUGCUAUUGUUGUGAAAUGCUUUCUUGUAUGCUUGGUUCAUAAAAUGCUCUAAGUUCUUAUA
This is a messenger RNA of Arachis stenosperma, 2867 nucleotides long. Its product is annotated as probable serine/threonine-protein kinase WNK9. The record is from RefSeq and is a predicted model, not a curated record. The transcript is spliced from 7 exons. Gene Ontology annotation, biological process: intracellular signal transduction; protein phosphorylation. NCBI's taxonomy places the organism in Eukaryota, Viridiplantae, Streptophyta, Magnoliopsida, Fabales, Fabaceae. The coding region runs from base 363 to 2543 and encodes 726 amino acids. Gene Ontology annotation, molecular function: protein serine/threonine kinase activity; ATP binding. Gene Ontology annotation, cellular component: cytoplasm.